This is a messenger RNA of Pimephales promelas (fathead minnow), 3905 nucleotides long. The record is from RefSeq and is a predicted model, not a curated record. NCBI's taxonomy places the organism in Eukaryota, Metazoa, Chordata, Actinopteri, Cypriniformes, Leuciscidae.
CGAUGCCACUGGCUCACAGAUGGGGCAGGGCAGAGUACCUGUAAAGGUGGGCCAGUUGCGAUGAUCACAUCGUUUUUGCAUAUCUUUUUCUGGUUGACCCAGUGACUACUUGGAAAGACAAGAUGGCGACCGAGGAAGAACGGUGACAGCUAGGAAAGACUGCUGACAUUUGGGAAAGACCAAAGCUGGGGUGUGGAGGUUUGGCAGGCCGAAGCACAACCUUCGCGAGGAGGGACCCAUUGCUAAUCGCUAUGGAAAGGUACAUUAUAAGAUACCCCCAGGGUCGAGCGAGAGCGGGGGAGGAUGAUCGGCCCACAGGACAGACCUUUGUUAUGACCACUCACGAUGGACUUUCGACUAUGGAGCAGGUAAACGAUGUAUCACGGGUCUGCAGAUGUGGUAAGAUAUGUAAAAACGGGAGGGGUCUGAAGAUACAUCAGUCAAAGAUGAAGUGCGUGCAGCCGGAACAUAAUGUGCAACGCACAGGGAAACCUGGUGAGACGGAGGAGAGGCCGGGGCAGGAGGCAAACCACAGUUCCCCGAAUCUCCAGGCACACGAUGAAGAUGGGAGUAGGAACGGCAUCACUGAUGAAUUAGUGAACUGGCCCGCUGCAGCGGCGAGGAAGGAGUGGGAGAGGUUUGAUCACGAUGUGGAUGAGGUGCUGGAAACAGCCUUGGCAGGAGAUGUGGGCAAGAAGCUGAAGGCUAUGGCUUCCAUUAUUUGGAGCAUAGGCGCUGAUCGCUUCGGAAAGAAAGAGCCGAAGGCUAAAACAAACACCCAGCCAAAGGAAAGCAGACGCUUGAAGGAAAUAGCAAUCCUUAGAGGGGAUUUGCGGAGGCUGAGGAAGGCAUUUCGUGAAGCAGCAGGGGAUGAGAGACCAGCACUCAAGGAAAUCCGUGACAACUUGAGGGAGCGCAUUAAGAUCUUGCGAAGAGCUGAAUGUCACCGUAGGGACAGGAAGCGACGAAUGAAGGAGAGGACAGAUUUCACCAAGAAUCCCUUCAAGUAUCUGACAAAACUUCUGGGCGACGUAAGAUCAGGGGAGUUGAAAGCAACAAAGGAGGAGGUGGAGGAGCACCUUCGUCAGGUCCACAGUGACCCCAGAAGGGAGGACAGCCUGGAGGAGAUGGAGAAACUCAUACAACCAGCAGAACCAGCUACCCCCUUUAGAGCUGAGGAACCGAGCUGGCAGGAGGUGAACACCUUUCUAAGGAAGGCCAGAGCAAAAUCAGCCCCAGGGCCGAAUGGCAUUCCAUAUAAGGUGUAUAAGUAUUGUGAAAGGCUCAAGAGACGACUUUGGAAGCUACUAAGAGUUGCAUGGAGGAAGGACUUCCUUGCUGAUAGCUGGCUGGUCGCUGAGGGAUGCUUCAUCCCUAAGGAAGAAAACUCUAUAGGGAUCAAGCAAUUCCGUACCAUCUCACUCCUUAACGUCGAAGGAAAGAUUUUUCUUGGGAUUUUGGCGAAGAGACUGACCACCUUUAUGGUGGACAACGGGUACAUGGACACAUCUGUCCAAAAAGGGGGAGUUCCAGGGGUGGCAGGCUGUCUUGAGCACACCAGUAUGAUCACCAAGAUUAUCGAAGAUGCAAAGAAGAACCGUGGUGACCUCGCAGUCCUGUGGCUGGACUUAACAAAUGCAUUUGGAACGAUACCCCACAAGCUGGUGCAUCUGACGUUGAAGACCUACCAUGUCCCAGAGCGAUUCCAGAAGCUCUUGCAGCGUUAUUAUGAUAACUUCAACAUGCGCUUCUCCUGCGGAGACUUUACCACAGAAUGGCAGAGGCUAGAGGUGGGCAUUGUCACUGGAUGCACAAUCUCAGUGAUUUUGUUUUCAGCAGCGAUGAACCUUCUCGUUAAAUCAGCAGAAAAGUUGCGUCGAGGCGCAGUGUUGGCGAGUGGCAUCCAACAGAUACCUAUAAGAGCAUUUAUGGACGACCUCACCAUCACGGCAAAAUCAGUACCUGAAGGGAGAUGGAUCUUGGAGGAUCUGGUUGAACUCACCGAUUGGGCAAGGAUGGAUUUCAAACCAGAAAAGUCCAGAAGCCUGGUAUUGAAGAAGGGGCGCAUCCAGGACCGGUUCCGCUUCAAGAUCAAAGAUACCAUCAUCCCAACGGUCCUAGAGAGACCGGUGAAGAGCUUGGGGAAAUGGUAUAGGGCAGACCUCAAUGAUAAGCAGAGUGUGAGGGAGAUGAUUAUCCAAGUAGAUACCUGGAUGACAUCCUUAGAGAAGAGUGGCCUACCUGGCAAGUAUAAGGCCUGGGGUUACCAACACGGGGUACUUCCUAGGCUGCUCUGGCCAUUGCUUGUUUAUGAGGUACCUAUCUCUACCGUUGAGGGAUUGGAGAGGAGGAUUAACACCUAUUUGAGGAGGUGGCUGGGCGUCCCAAGAAGCUUCUGCUCCAUUGGCUUGUAUAGCACAGGCAGCAAGUUGCAGCUUCCAGUGACAUCAGUGGUCGAGGAGUAUAAGGCGACAAAGACACGCCAGGCCAUGAUGCUGCGUGACAGCAAAGACGAAAGAGUACGCCAAGCAGGCAUUGUUGUCAGGACAGGUCGUAAAUGGUCAGCCAGCAGAGCAUUGACCGAGGCUGAGGAUCGACUGCAUCAUGCUGACAUCGUUGGGACAGUAGCUGUGGGCAGGCUUGGACUGGGUUGCUCCACCAGAAUAAGCUGGAAAAAAGCUGACCCAAAAGAACGUCGUGGCAUGGUGCAGAGGGAGGUCCGUAAAGCAGAGGAGGAAACCCGGCAUGUCAAGGCUGUUGCCAUGAAGAAACAGGGCAGUUGGACAAGAUGGGAGGGCGUGCGAGAAAGGGCCCUGACGUGGCAGGAUAUCUGGAAUAUGGAAGGACGUCAGAUAAAGUUCUUGAUGUGUUCUGUCUACGAUGUCCUGCCUACUCCAUCAAACCUCCAUAUUUGGGGUAUAGCAGAGAACCCCAGCUGCACGCUGUGUGGAAAGACAGCCAAUCUUGAGCACGUCCUUUCCGCAUGCCGGUCAAGUUUGGCAGACGGGAAAUUCCGGUGGCGUCAUGAUAAGAUCCUGUCUCGGUUGGCGGAUGGUGUGGAACAGGCAAGGAAGAAUCGUAAACCGCCUCCUGAUGGGCUCCACUUUAUCCAUUUCGUCCGGACAGGAGAGAGCACUGCAGCAGUACGGAGGAGUAGAGGGGUCCUGGCCUCAGCAAAUGACUGGGAGAUGCGGGCAGACCUGAAAAAGCAGCUCAAAUUCCCGGAGGAGAUUGCACUCACUAGCCUCAGACCAGAUAUUGUACUGUGGUCUAGAGGUACCAAGCAGGUGGUACUCAUAGAGUUAACUGUACCCUGGGAAGAUAGGAUGGAGGAGGCGCAUGAGCGCAAGCUCAAAAAAUAUCAAGGCCUUAUCCUCGAGAGCCAGCAAAAAGGAUGGAAGGCCUGGAAUCUACCAGUAGAGGUCGGCUGCAGAGGUUUUGCGGGACAGUCACUCUGGAGAGCACUCGGAGUGCUGGGGAUUGAAGGGAUGGCCAGGAAACGGCUAAUAGGCAGUGUCACUGAACAGGCGGAAGCAGCAUCAAAUUGGAUCUGGAUACAGCGGGAGGUGCGGUGGCAGAGCAAACCUGUUGAAGGACUAAAAACACAGUAGAGUUGGGUGGUGGUCAGCGGGGUAGAUCCAGGACGCUGGAUCUGCUGUCGAGCCCUCCCGAGGUGUUAUGGGCUUAAAUCGACGAAACACCAAGGAAGGGGGGUGCCCAUCUGAUGACCGGCUGUAACCACCUAACUCUUGCAGUGUUGAGAGAUGUAGCCCUGAGCUGGCCCUGGGAGAAGGUUGGUGCUUGGAAGGAGAGGAGAGAGCGAUGCCACUGGCUCACAGAUGGGGCAGGGCAGAGUACCUGUAAAGGUGGGCCAGUUGCGAUGAUCACAUCGUUUUUGCAUAUAU